This is a messenger RNA of Silurus meridionalis, 1781 nucleotides long. RefSeq names its product required for meiotic nuclear division 1 homolog (gene rmnd1). Gene Ontology annotation, biological process: positive regulation of mitochondrial translation. The transcript is spliced from 12 exons. The record is from RefSeq and is a predicted model, not a curated record. Bases 161 to 1450 code for a protein of 429 amino acids. NCBI's taxonomy places the organism in Eukaryota, Metazoa, Chordata, Actinopteri, Siluriformes, Siluridae.
CAACCCCGGAAGUGCCACUUCCAUUCAUUUGUACGACAUGAAGAUCAUGUAACAUACCAGAAUCGUGUAAAUUGUGCACAGAGAAAUCGGCUCGUUAAAAAAAUUCAGAUAUGACAGUUAUAUUGUUGUGUCUUCUUCAAGAUCGCACCGGUAGGUAGUUAUGCUGGCUAGGUCUCUGACUGCUUUAAUAUGGCGAAGACUGCAUCAGCCUUUGGAGAGGACACUCUACUCCAGAGUAGUCCCUGGAACAGCAUUAAAGCUGGAGAAAUGUCCUGGUUCUGGGCUCAGGUGCAGUCUACCACGAGUGCUGUCCGGCAGCACCUCAUCACACAAACUUCACACACAAUGCAAGAACAAUCACACCACCUCACUCAGUGAUGCCUGGUCAUCUAGACUGCGUAACAGAGCCUUUAACAGACUCCCAUAUUUUUUUAACACAAGUUAUGGCACAACAUUCAAAACAUGGAGCGUACAAAGAACAUUUCAGUCUACCAGUGGAACUACCAAAUCUGUGCUGAAGCAAGCGGGCAUGCCUGGAAAAAAGACAUUAAAGGGACCAAGGACAAAGCAGCCAUCCAGAGCCAAUCUGCCAGCCCCAGAAGAGGAUAUGAUGCAAUGUGUCGCCUAUGCAACUGCUGAACAGUACCACCUGCCUACUCUCUGUCAUGACCUAAUAGCUAAUGGCUUUUUUGAAAUAAGAGACUUACCCAGGGAUGCAGCUAAUGUUCUGGUGAUUGGGACAGAAAUUGCAUCAAAGCCAGAUGACAAUGCUAUGAUGUUUUUCUUCAGGGAAGGCUCAGUGGUUUUCUGGAAUGUUGAUGACAAAACUAUAAAGAAAGUCAUGCGGAUAUUGGAGCAACAUGAGAUUCAGCCGUAUGAGGUGGCUUUGGUCCACUGGGAAAAUGAAGAAAUUAAUUACUCAAUAGAAGAAGGAAGCACAAAGCUUCAUCGAGGAAACUUCAUAUUCAAUAGUGACAUGGACUAUGAGCAAGUUCUUCUGGAGAAAUUUGCAUUUUCUAAUGCCCUGUCUCUAUCAGUUAAGCUGGCGAUAUGGGAGAUCUCUCUGGAUAACUUUGUUGAAUCUAUUCAGCCAAUUCCAGAGACACUCAAGUCUGGGAAGUCAGUCAAACUGUCCAGGGCAGAGGUCUUGCAGAAAAUAGGAGAACUCUUUGCUCUGAGGCAUUGCAUUAAUCUGAGUUCAGAUCUGCUCAUCACUCCUGAUUUCUACUGGGACAGAGAGGACCUGGAGCAACUGUAUGACAAGACAUGUCAGUUUCUCAGUAUUAACCGUAGGGUCAAGGUUGUGAAUGAAAAGCUGCAGCACUGCACGGAACUGACAGACCUGAUGAGGAAUCAUCUUAGUGAGAAGCACAGUCUCCGACUGGAGUGGAUGAUUGUAAUCCUGAUCACUAUUGAGGUGAUGUUUGAACUUGCUCGUGUGCUCUUCUGAGGAGACAGAAGUCUUUGAGGAGGAUAUCACUGCUACUGUGAAAUCAGACAACCAUGUUCCAAAGUAUUUCAGUCUUUAAACAGUUUGACUGCAUCUUUUGUAACCUUUAAUCAGUAGACCGGUCAGAUGCUUGCUAUAGUGCUGUAUAGUGCUGUAAGUUUCCAUUAUAUAAAUAAAAUUCAUUGCACAACUAUUUAGAAAGACUUGGAUUUAUUGUCAAAACAACAAUAUGUAUAAUCUGUCUGUCUGCAUUAAAAAAGAAUUAUUGUAAUAGCAAAUUUAUUUAUUUUUACCCAAAAUGCUGUAAAUUCAAUAAAGAGGGGGCAACUGA